AAUUAGAGGCGUCACCUUCAUCAUCACAACCGAAUAUUCCAGGGUUUUGCAUGAGUUCAUCACUGCAAUGUUCGGGAAAAUAAUUUGUUUCGAUGGGAAUAAAAUGACUCAAAAUGCCAAUUAAUUUAACCAUAGCUUUGGCAUUGAAAACCUUAAUGAUUCAAGCAAGGAGAAAGAGAGGAUGGGUAAUCAAUGUCAAUGGCAUCUGUGGUUUGUGUUGGCGAUAACAUGCUUUGUGAGUCAAAAUUAUGUAGCAGGGGAGCUUGAGAGAGUUCAUCUGAAGGGGCAGCCGAGGAACGGCAACAGCAGCAAAGGCGAUGGUUUCCUUGGCUUUUUGGUGGUCGGUGAUUGGGGUAGAAAAGGGGCUUUUAAUCAAUCACGAGUUGCAUUCCAGAUGGGAAAGAUUGGAGAAAAACUAAAGAUAGAUUUUGUGGUAUCGACGGGAGAUAAUUUUUAUGACAAUGUGUUGAACAGCCAACACGACCCUGCGUUUCUACAAUCCUUCACUAAUAUUUACAAAUCCAAGAGCCUGCAAACCCACUGGUUCAGCGUUUUGGGGAACCAUGAUUUUAGGGGUGAUGCAGAGGCUCAAUUCAGUCCUUUUCUCCGACAAAUUGAUUCCAGAUGGUUUUGUUUACGAUCCUUCAUCGUCAAUGCUGAAUUGGCUGAGAUCAUCUUUGUGGAUACCACACUUUUGGUGAAGAGUUAUUUUUUAAACUCAGACAAUCACACUUAUGACUGGCGCGGUGUAAUACCUCGCAAACGCUACAUUACAAAUCUAUUGAAGGAUGUGGAGUGUGCAUUGAGAGAAUCAACCGCAAAAUGGAAGAUAGUUGUAGGACACCAUGCAAUUAGAAGCAUUGGGUUCCAUGGUGACACUGAGGAACUUGUAAACUACCUCUUCCCUAUUCUCAAGGCUAACAAUGUUGAUUUUUACAUCAACGGCCAUGAUCAUUGCCUGCAACACAUCACUGACACUCACAGGUAA
Messenger RNA from Gossypium arboreum, 988 nucleotides. Its product is annotated as purple acid phosphatase 17. The record is from RefSeq and is a predicted model, not a curated record. Gene Ontology annotation, molecular function: ferric iron binding; ferrous iron binding; acid phosphatase activity. NCBI's taxonomy places the organism in Eukaryota, Viridiplantae, Streptophyta, Magnoliopsida, Malvales, Malvaceae. Bases 182 to 988 code for a protein of 268 amino acids. The transcript has 5 exons.